AUGAAGAGCAUAGAGUGCGCCCUGAGCCAAGCGGCAGCUGAGAGCCACAGAGCCAAAGAAUCUUCAAAAGACGCCCAGAUAGACCUAAACGAGAUGAUAAAAACAGCAGAAGGAAACGCCACAAAAACAGGAACAACAAUCGUGGGAAUAAAAGGCAGUGAGUACGUCAUCCUUGCAGCAGACACGCGGUCCACCAACGGCCCAAUCAUUGCUGAUAAAAACUGCACAAAAAUCCACACUAUCUCUGAUAACAUCAACUGCUGCGGAGCUGGAACUGCAGCAGACACGAGAUAUACGACAAAGAUGGCGAGCUCAGCGCUGCGCAGAUUCCUUCUGAAGCACAACAAAAUAGCACCGCUAAAGUACUGCGUAAAUAUCCUGAAAAGACACCUCUUCUCCUACCAGGGCCAUGUAUCAGCUAGUUUGAUAGUUGGGGGAGUAGACGAGAAUGGCCCAGGACUCUUUGGUGUGCACCCGCACGGAAGCGUAGAUGCGCUGCCAUACACUGCGCACGGCUCGGGAUCGUACAAUGCCAUUGGAGUGCUGGAGACAGGGUGGAAGAAAGACAUGACAGAAGAGCAGGCAGUUGAGCUGGCAUGCGAUGCAAUAGAGGCAGGAAUAAUGAACGAUCUGUACUCUGGAUCCAACAUCGACAUUUGUGUCAUCCGAAAAGACAGCCGCACGGUGUUCCAGAGAGACUACAGGCGCAACUACAAAGAAGUGGGAAAGAAAGCACCCAGGGGAAUGAAGUACGAGUAUCCACGAGAGAGCAUAGUAAUAACAAAAGAACAGGUCUUUGAUCUAAUUACAGUAACUAAUACAAUGGAAGUGGAGUAUUAG
Molecule: messenger RNA, 840 nt
Organism: Nematocida minor
Lineage: Eukaryota; Fungi; Microsporidia
Product: 20S proteasome subunit beta 2
Exons: 1
Coding region: 1-840 (279 amino acids)
Cellular component (GO): proteasome core complex
Molecular function (GO): threonine-type endopeptidase activity
Source: RefSeq, a predicted model, not a curated record